Molecule: messenger RNA, 1164 nt
Organism: Xyrauchen texanus (razorback sucker)
Lineage: Eukaryota; Metazoa; Chordata; Actinopteri; Cypriniformes; Catostomidae
Gene: fbxo2
Product: F-box protein 2
Exons: 6
Coding region: 176-709 (177 amino acids)
Biological process (GO): glycoprotein catabolic process; SCF-dependent proteasomal ubiquitin-dependent protein catabolic process
Cellular component (GO): SCF ubiquitin ligase complex; cytoplasm
Molecular function (GO): ubiquitin protein ligase activity
Source: RefSeq, a predicted model, not a curated record
ACGAACACUGCUGCUGAUGUACGACUGCGCAUGGGCUUCAUUCUGCCAACGAGAGAGAACGUCUGCAGUGGUAUUUGAUGUCAGUAUACACCCACCCAUCAAACACGCACUGCACAAAGUCUCUGACAAGAAGCCUCUCUUAGUAGAUAUUAAACAUCUCAGCGAUUAACGAAACAUGCCUGGAAACCUCUUAAAAAAUCCAAAUGGAGAUGAGGAUUUGGAACACUGGGAGUUGACAGAGAAUGGAGGUGAUCAAUGGAGGACUGAAGACAUGCCAGGAGAUUGUGGACAUUCAUUUAGUGAUGAAUCUGUGACUAAAUACUUCAGCACAUCUUUCGAGCCGUGUCUAAAGAGACAAGUGAUUGACUUGAUUGAAGAAGGUUUCGACCCUGAAAAUCUAGACAUUGCACAGCCAGCUGUGGAUGUGGUGGACUGGUACUGUAGCCGAACAGACUGUGGAUGUAUUUAUAAGAUUAUUGUGACUUUGCUUGAUGAAAACCAAGAGGUCAUUGCUGAAUUUAAACCUGAUUGUGUGACAUUGGACCCUGAUACUGAUGACUGCUCUUGGAAUCAGGUGAGCCACACAUUUACAGACUAUGGUCCUGGACUUCGGUACAUCUCUUUCGAGCAUGGCGGUCAAGACAACAAGUUCUGGCAAGGCUGGUUUGGGGUUCGAGUGACCGGGAGCUCUGUUACCAUAAACCUCUAGAGACAAACACCAAUCAGAUGACAGAAUGUUACUGAUUGGCUGAAACUGACCAAUCUGCUCCUAGCAUCUUGCUUACGUUUGCACAUAAUUCUAAUAACUCAACAAACAAGCUUUUGAAAUGUUACAGUAAACAUGCAGCUUAACCUGAAAUGCUAGUCACUGAUUUCACUUUAUUUUUAGCACUUGAGAUGAUUGUUUUCUUUUCUGUGUAUAUUAACACUUUACUACCUCUGUUUGCUGAAUAAUCCUCUGAAAACUAAUACACAAGUACAUAUAUAAUGCAUUUCUUCUGAAGUUGUGUGCAAUAGAUCUUCAGUCAUAAUCACCUUCAUAGAUUCAGAUUAAAUAUUACAUUGCUUGAAUAUUCUGUGAGAAAAUCAAAUAUACUAUGCAAAGGCACAUGUAACAUGUUAGAAAUAUUAAAGGAAUGAAAAUGUAUUCUUAUCUCUUGAGCU